AGGUACUAAAUAUCAAUCAAUCAUGGGCUUCGGAACUGCAUUUACUGACUCUUCUGCAAUUAAUGUGUUUUCCCUUUCAUCAGAUGCUCAACAAAACCUCAUGAGGUCUUAUUUCACAUCCACUGGUAUCAACUUGAAUCUGGGAAGAGUGCCAAUAGGUGGAUGUGACUUUUCUGUACGUGGUUACACAUAUGAUGAUCAUGAAAACGAUACACAGCUUACAAAAUUUAAUUUGACAUGGGAGGACUACAAUCUUAAGAUGCCUUUGAUUAAAUGGGCCCGGAAUCUGACGAACCAAAACUUGAAAUUGAAAGCAGCAGCAUGGAGUCCUCCCAUAUGGAUGAAAACAAAUUAUGAGUUCACAGGUUCUUCUCUUCUUCUGGACCAAUAUUACCAGACAUGGGCUGAUUACCAUAUAAAAUUCCUUGAUGCCUACAAAGAAAAUGGUCUUGAGUUUUGGGCAGUUUCGACAGGAAAUGAACCAGCAACUGGAAUAAUUAAUAUACCAGGGAUUAAUUCACUUGGAUGGACACCACAAAGGCAAAGAAAGUGGAUUGUUGAAAAUUUGUUUCCUUCACUCCAUGCUUCCCAACACAGCAAUGUUAAGCUUCUUUUACUUGAUGAUCAACGUCUCUUUGUGCCUUUUGUGUUAGAUGAGCUUAUGCAAGAUGAAAGUAUGCAAAAAUAUGUUGAUGGUUUUGCGGUCCAUUGGUACUAUGAUCAAAUAUCUCCAGCUCGGAUAUUAAAUAAUACACAUGAGAAAUACCCCUCAAAAUUUAUUAUAUCAACAGAAGCCAGCAUUGGUGACAUGCCUUGGUUUAUCCAAAAAGUGAGACUAGGUGACUGGUCAAAUGGUGAAGAAUACAUGGCAAACAUAAUAGAGGAUUUCACACACUGGGUUACUGGAUGGUAUGACUGGAAUCUGGCAUUAAACCAGGAAGGUGGCCCUAACUGGGUAGAUAACUAUGUUGAUGCUUCAGUUAUUGUGAAUGCGAAAAAUGAUGAAUUUUAUAAGCAGCCAUUAUUUUAUGCUAUUGGCCACUUUUCCAAGUUUAUUCCUGAAGAUUCAGUAAGGAUUAAUAUUGUUCCAAACAAUGAAAAUGGAAUUGAAACUGUGGCAUUCACAACUCCAUAUAAUGCAACAGCUAUCAUUUUGUUCAAUAAGGAGCUUCUUGUGGCCCUCUGCUCAUUAAGCAGUGUUACACAAGAUGAUGCUUGA
Molecule: messenger RNA, 1219 nt
Organism: Schistocerca piceifrons (Central American locust)
Lineage: Eukaryota; Metazoa; Arthropoda; Insecta; Orthoptera; Acrididae
Product: lysosomal acid glucosylceramidase-like
Exons: 10
Coding region: 23-1219 (398 amino acids)
Biological process (GO): glucosylceramide catabolic process
Molecular function (GO): glucosylceramidase activity
Source: RefSeq, a predicted model, not a curated record